This is a messenger RNA of Motacilla alba alba, 2941 nucleotides long. RefSeq names its product glycerophosphodiester phosphodiesterase domain containing 4 (gene GDPD4). Gene Ontology annotation, biological process: lipid metabolic process. The transcript has 16 exons. Gene Ontology annotation, molecular function: glycerophosphodiester phosphodiesterase activity. The coding region runs from base 164 to 1912 and encodes 582 amino acids. The record is from RefSeq and is a predicted model, not a curated record. NCBI's taxonomy places the organism in Eukaryota, Metazoa, Chordata, Aves, Passeriformes, Motacillidae. Gene Ontology annotation, cellular component: membrane.
GGCUCCAGCAGCCUCUCUAAUAGCGGGUGUCACACAGCGGUGCCACCAUUCGCGUCCCGGAGUGUCACAAGCAGGGGACAGAGCCGCCCAAGUGCAGCGGAAAGCAGAAAUAACCCGUCCAUGCGCGUCACGGCGCGGAGGAGGAUGAGAUAAAGCCACUCAGAUGGAGGCCAGUCCCACCAGCCUCAAGAGGCUGAAGUUUGGGAAGCUGAAGGUGGUCCGUCGGCACCUGCUGCAGAGGUAUGAGCACCAGCCCUUUGUCUCCUGCCUGGCUGGUUUCUACAGCUGCCGGUGGAAGCGGUACCAGCGCGAAAGGACUGAGCCUGGGAAAUGCUGCUGCAACGUGCGGGAAUGCAUGUUUUUCCCAUUGCUCGUUGCAGCUUUCUGCUUUUCUCUGGUCUUUCUGUACACCUGGGGUGAAGGUAAAAAUGACUACAACAGCUUUGACUGGUAUAACUAUGGGAACCUGGGCUUCUGGUUUCUCUGGUCUCUUGUUAUCCUGAUUGUGGCUGCAGUCUUGUUUGCAUACAUCUCACUGUUACUGGUCCUCGCGAUGUGUUUGCUUGCAGAAGGUCAGCGGCUGUACCUGCACUGGAGUCACAAGAUCGGUACUUUUCUUGUCCUGGGCUUCUCUAUCGCAUCCCUCUUUGCAUUAUCUAUACUCUGGCGAGAUCACCGGAAAACUGUCCGCCUGUCAUUCCAGGUCACAGCUCCUUACCUCCACAUAGGGGCAAUUGCCAUCAUGGUCCUUCUUGCCUGGCCUGUGGCUUUUCAUGCCAUCAGAGCAGAUAAGAAAGUUACUCAGGUGAUAAUUGUUGGUCCAUACCUGGCUAUCCUUCUCUUUCUUUUCUUGAUACCUCUGGGGAUGUAUUCUCCUUGCAUCAGAGAAAUGGGAACACUUGGACCAAAGCCAGCCCUCAUUGGACACCGUGGAGCACCAAUGCUGGCGCCAGAAAACACUGAGAUGUCGUUUCUGAAGACUAUUGAGCAUGGUGGGGAUGGGCUUGAAACAGAUGUCGCCAUAAGCUAUGAUGGGGUUCCUUUCCUCAUGCAUGAUGACACCUUGAAAAGGACAACUAACAUCGAAGAGGUCUACCCUAAUGACACUGGUAAAGCUGCUUCGUUUUUCUCCUGGGAUGCUCUUCAGAAAUUGAACGCUGGAACAUGGUUCCUUAAGAACAAACCUUUUGUAGGGAUGGGCUCCCUGUCAAAGGCAGAUCAAAACCAGGCAAUGAAUCAGUCCAUUUACACGCUAAGUAGUUUUUUGCGCCUCGCAGACAGUCACAAUAAACUUGUGAUAUUUGAUCUCUACCGCCCUCCAGAGAAACAUCCUUACAGGAACUUGUGGCUCCGCAAAGUCCUGGACGUCAUCCUCAAAGAGUCGAAGAUUAAACGCCAUCUGGUCCUGUGGCUGCAUAACAGCGUGAGGUCCUUUGUUCAAUCUGUUGCUCCAGGGUUUCAGCACACGAUGGGCAGAAAGGCACCAAUAGAAGACCUAUUAAAGCACAAUAUUGUCAAACUCAAUCUGGUCUACACUGACAUGUCCAGUGAAGACAUCCGGAAAUAUGCCGCGGCAAACAUCACCACCAACUUCUAUGUGGUCAACGAGCCAUGGCUCUAUUCCCUGGCAUGGUGCUCUGGGGCACACUCUGUGACCACCAAUGCCGUCCACUUGCUGAAGGAUCUCAGCCAGCCGCUCUUCCUCAUGACUCCACAGCAGUACAGCAUCAUGUGGAUCCUGACAGAUCUGACCUCUGCAUUCCUCAUCUCACUCAUCUUUGUUCUGCACUGGUGGCGAGAGAAGAAUUUCUCCUGCUGUCCUGCCCAGGACAGUAACCUGAUGAUAGAGGGUGCUGGCACCUACAACAAAUUCAAGACAGAGCUCAACGACAUGCCUGCUGUCCUGGCAUGACAUGGGCAGAGAAGGAACAUGGACCUGCCAAUUCCAUGAGGCUGGGAAGACCAGCUGGUGGGGGCUCAGAUCUACCUGGUGAGGAGGAGCCAUUUGCCUCCAUGGUCCUGCUGGAGAUGAGCACCAACCUUCCUCUCCUACAGCUUUUCUCACAUUCCCAUGCCUCUCAGGGUCCUUGGGGUGCAGGGGAGCGCAGAUAGAGUUGUAGCCAUGAAGAAAUUGUGCAUUAUGGUGAGAUGCAGCAACCACAUGGGAGCCACCAUUUACCUGAGUCCACUGGCAUCCCACAGGGCAAUCAUUCCUGCUGUGUGUAAGCCCUGUUUCCACACAUGCUGCAAACAUCUGAGCAUCCUCCAGACCUCCUUGUUCUCAGGUGCCCAGGUUUCUCGUAUCAGACCAGCCUCUUCUCCACACACUACCUCCCAUCCUCCCCCCUUGCAGGUGUCCUCCAUCCCCAAGAGCACACUAUCCCCACCACGAUGGUCAGGUGCUGCUGGCUGGGUCAUUACAACCAGUACCUUUCUAUAACAGAGGCAGGGGCAACUUUGGUUUUCCUUUUCCCCACUCUUGCCCUGCCACAGAGCCUAACAGGACAAUCUCCUCCCCUUGUCUGUGGGUGAAGGCAUGUGGGGGCCAAAGGACUUUUUAGUGUCUUGGCCAUGUAGCUACUGGGACUAUGACCAGUAGCAACAACUUUUCUUUAGAAGGAUGGAGCUGUGUGUGAAUUGGUCCCACCAAGUGUUUGCUUUUCCCUUGGGAAGGUCUAUACACCUGUACUAUAGCCUGGGAUUUAUUCUGGUUUUCAUUUCUCCCAGUGGCUCCUGGCACACAGUGGGGAGGGGGCCUAUGCUCUGUAAGGGAGAUGUAAACAUCUCUCAGUUUAAGCCAUAUCUUUCUACUUGAAGAGAUAAUAAGAAUAUGUUUUUUGUAAAUUGCAAGUGAUGUUUUAAAUACAUUUUAUCUCUCCUAUCCUGUUUUGUUCUUAUUUCAGCAAAAGUGAUCACAAGUAGAGGGCAGUAUUAAGUUUCA